AGCAGGAAAAGAAGGAGGAAGGAAUGCGUGGUCGAGGAGGGGGAGCAAGCUGCCUGGAUCACUGAAGCCAACAGGACGCCACGCCGCUCCUCCCUGGGCCUGCUGCUGCCGCCCUGGGCGUGACACAAGACGAGUGCUGUGUGACGGAAAGCCAACCCAGCGUGCGUUCACAACACUCAGAAAUCGCAGCGCAUUCCACGUUACCUGAAGCAACUCGUGUCGUCUGGCGGUGGUGGGCGAGGCCCGCGGGGACCUCGUGGGGGAAAGGCGGGCCGCGGGCUGGGCAGGAAGACGGCCGGGCGGCGAGCGGGUUCAGUCAGUAGAGCUCUGGGCGGCGUCGGGUGUGGACGUAUGCGCCGGCGCUCAGUGACUGCCCCAGUGAUCGGCUGUGUAGAAUGAGAGUUUGUCUUUGUUGAGAUAAAACUUGAGACAGUCCACAGUGAUGGCGCGUCGCGUGACACUGUUGGCUGUUGUGUGCCUGGCGGGUUUGUCAGCCGCCUUGCAGUACUCUGACUUAGAGGCGAUGAACGUAACGUGCUCGCCUAAGGACACUUGUCACUUCGGCAAAGGGCCUCGCCUUGGCGACUCCACAAACUGGAAAAACAGGAACUGUUUCUGUGACGACCUGUGCGCGGAUUACGGCGACUGCUGCCUGGACGCGAGUGCCUAUGACGCCGAGGCGCAGGUGGCAGCCGUCAACAACCACCAAUGUGUUCACCUUAGGCACUUCGGGGACAUCUACAUGAAGGGGACGUGCAUGGCGGGCUGGGAGGACCAGGACGUGGCUGACAUGUGUGCCACCAACUCCCCGGACUCCAACUCGGUGCGGCGGGACCCGCUGGCCUCCUUCCCUGCCACCAGCUACGACACCGCCAUCACCUACGCCAACUACUACUGUGCGGUGUGCAACAACGACUCCACUUCGCUGGAGAUCUGGAAGCCCCGCCUGGAGUGCCCGACGCUCGCCAGCUACCAUUCCCACUUCAAGAACCUGACUAUGGCGUACGUGGCCCCGAGACUUGAGUUCAAGGAGGAUAAGUGGGGCCUGCACGUGGAGGACGGCGGCUUCCCAAUUUUCCAUACGUGCUUCAUUGACCCCGUGAUGCCUGAGACGGUGGGCCACCUGGUGAGGCCGUGCAAGCACAUGAUCAGGACGUGUGCCGCCAAUUGGACGAACACUGAGGUGGAGGACCUGUGCCACUCCUACACGGCGGUGGUGUACGUCUUCGACCAGGCCUUCAGGAACCCCCACUGCGCCCUCUGCAACCACGAAAGCCCCGAAUCCCUGGGAUGCCAAUACGGGGUGUUCACGAGGUUCUACUUCAGGGAUGACUUCAACCCCGGCGCCUUCGCGUUGCUCUUCGACUACAUUGACGGCGGCAGCAACGUGGUGGGCUCGGCGUGUGGGAAAGGAGAGGUAUUCGACCCGUUCUUCAAGAAGUGCAGGAAUGUGGUGUGCGGUAAGCCCGACCACCAAUAUCGCUUUGGCCGCUGUGUGUAUGCUGGCGAGGCAACCACGCCCGCCUCCUCUACCGCUCCUCCAUCCAACACCACGGAGGAGGAGAACGCCAGCUAUAAGGAGGAAGGUGUGGAUAGAGGCAACUCCACCACUCCUGUGCCAGGAGGCGAGGAGGAAGCCGCGACCUCUCCGCCCACCGUCUCCUCGCCCGCGGGGCCGGAGGUGGUCGCCCCCCUUCUCACAAACAAGUCCCAGUCUCUGUCCUGCGAGAGGUUCUUGCUGCCCGCUGAUGAGUACGCCAUGUCUGACAACGGCACGGUGGUGGUGGAGAAGUACGGCAGGACGUACCUGCCGCACGAGUACGAGCGUCGAGAGGGCGGCAUCCUGGUGUGCAUCAUCCAGCCCGAGGUGGGCAAGUUCUCGCGUCUCAUGGGUUGGGUGACGCUGGCGGGCCUGGGCCUGUCCUGCGUGUGUCUGCUGCUGCACCUCGUCGCCUUCCUCAUCGUGCCCGACUUGAGGAACCUGUCCGGCAAGAACCUGGCGUCACUGUGCCUGGUGCUGCUCGCCGCCUACGCCACCUUCAUCCUCAGCGUGUUCGGGGAGCCCGGCAAGCGGGAAUGCUUCGUCCUGGCCGCCGCCAUGUACUACUUUUUCCUGUCCUCCUUUUGCUGGAUGAACGUGAUGGCGCUGGACAUUUGGCGCACUCUGCGCAUGGCCACCUCCGAGCUGCGGGUCAGCUCGGGCAAGCAGUGGGUCAAGUUCUCGCUGUACUCGCUCUACGGGUGGCUGGCGCCCGCCCUGGCCCUCGUGGUGCUGGUGACCCUGGACCUAGUGAGGCCUGAGGGCAUGGCGGAGGAGUACUACCCCUUCCUUGGGGAGCGGUGGUGCUGGUUCGGCCACCGCAAGGCGCUUCUGGUGUUCUUCGCGGCCCCGCUCAUGGCCAUCAUGGUGGUGAACAUCGCGCUGUUCAUCCUGUCGGCGCGCAUGAUCGCCGAGACCACGCAGUCCACGGCCAAGAUGACCUCCUGCUCUCCGCACCACCACCAGUUCAAGCUGUACAUGCGGCUGGCGCUCCUCAUGGGGGUGUCCUGGAUCAGUGGCAUCGUGGCUGGUUACUUACAGCUGGAGGCCAUCUGGUACGUCUUCGUGCUGUUCAACACCCUGCAGGGCGUGCUGUUGUUCCUCGGGUUCACCUGCACCAGGAAGGUGUGGCACGUGGCGGGUUCAGGAUGCUGGCGGCGUGUGUGCCUGGCCACACGUGGCCCCUGGGUGUCGCGCAGCCCCUCCUCCAGCAGGCAGGGGCUGGAAUCCAGGGAUUCCCAUGAUUCCCAGCUGUCUGCACACUCCCACUCCUCCGUGACGCACCUCGCCUCCCACUCCCGCACCUCCGUGGAUGCCUUCUGAGGCGCCGCCAUCACACCGCGGCCGUGUUUGUUCCUGGGUGAGGCAAGCAGGCCUGUGCUGCCUCCCCGCAGUGCUGUGUGGUGGAUGGCAUUACGUGUCCUAUUAGUGAUGCUGACAGGGGGUUGGCGGGUAGGCACCAUUGUCCUGGGAGAGGGUGAGGUAUGGGAACACCUGGACACUCCGCGCGUCAGGCGGGCGAAGGGCGAGGUGUGUGUGUGCGCGUAUGCUGCGUCGGCACAGUCUGCCGGGCGUCACCUUAUGCUAGUCGAGUAUGUUCUUCCUCCACUUAUCUAGAGUUAGUCUCCGCCUGUCAAUACUUCGUCGCCUCACAGUGACGAGUCUUGGACGCUUGUGAUGAAUGUUGAAGUUUUCCCGAGUCAAGAACUUGCAACACUACAGUGUGUGUGUGUGUGUGUGUGUGUGUGUGUGUGUGUGUGUGUGUGUGUGUUGCGUGACUCGUGUACCAAAGGUGUGUCUGUUCACAAUUUUAUGUACUCCGCAUCAUUGCCUUGCGUGGUGUUUUCGUAAAUUAAUAUCUUGGUAAAUAAUCAAACUUUUACGUAUGUCCUGUUCGAUAAUAUUGUUUUGUGUACGAAAAUACUCAAGAGGACGCGAUGGUUGCCUCGUCCUGCUUGGGUCAGUGUUUGGUGUGCGGCCAAUUAACUGCAUUAUGGGUAUUUUUCCUCAUUAUUAUUAUUUUCUUUUUCAUAUGCAUCAGAUAUCCUAUUUUUUAUUACAAUGUUCAUCGGCCACUCAUAGCCCACUAGACGGGCCAGUGUAGUCAGUGUGUGUAUAUAGGAGUGUAUAUAUUUUGUCAUAUACUUUUGUCAGAUUGAAAAAUAAACAUGAAUGUAAUAA
Scylla paramamosain (green mud crab) is the source of this 3721-nucleotide messenger RNA. RefSeq lists its product as uncharacterized. Gene Ontology annotation, molecular function: G protein-coupled receptor activity. Gene Ontology annotation, biological process: G protein-coupled receptor signaling pathway; cell surface receptor signaling pathway. The record is from RefSeq and is a predicted model, not a curated record. Gene Ontology annotation, cellular component: membrane. NCBI's taxonomy places the organism in Eukaryota, Metazoa, Arthropoda, Malacostraca, Decapoda, Portunidae.